CUGGAGCUAAUGUCUGAAUGUCUGAGGGAGAGCUGCUGCUGAUGGACAUUGGCCUGCAUCAUCAACUGAUUCAUUUGGGCCAUGUUGAUGGCAGCCUUACUGAGAGAUGCUGUCUCCAUCCUGCUUUCUCUACAGAAAAACCAAGUGCCCUUGGAAGAGGGUAAGAAAAAGUUUCAGACUUGGGCUACAAAGAAGAGGGACUUGAGUCUGGGGCUAGUACCUGAACCUUCAAGUGCCAGAAUGAGCAUCAUGCUGUUGGUAGUGGUGAUUUUUCUGCCAAGCAUGUACUGUGACUUGGCAUCAGACUAUUAUUCUUUCUAUGAAAUAAUCAUUCCCAAGAGGCUGACAGUUGAGGGAAGGGAUGACCCAGUGGACAAGGCAUCCUAUGCACUAUUUAUGCAGGGCCAGAGGCAGGUGAUUCACCUGAAGGUGAAGAAAGACUAUUUUGUGAGUAAUUUUCCAGUCUACAGCUACCACAAUGGGAUCCUCAGGCAGGAAAUGCCUUUUAUCUCACAUGACUGCCAUUAUGAAGGUUACAUAGAAGGAGUCCCAGGUUCUUUUGUUUCUGUCAACACCUGUUCAGGCCUCAAGGGCAUCCUGAUUAAGGAGGAAAAAUAUUACAGCGUUGAGCCUAUGAACUCUUCAAGGAGGUUCGAACAUGUGUUGUACACCACGGCACAACAAGCUCAAGUCUCCUGUAGCAUCACUUCCGAAGAGAGUCAAGGGGUGUCCAGCAACUUGCAACAAGGGAGCAAGAAGCCUGGUAAAGCACAGACUCUGUCCUACUUGUGGUCACACACCAAAUAUGUGGAGAUGUUUGUUGUGGUCAACAGCCAGCGGUUCCAAAUGUGGGGCAGUAACAUCAAUGAGACAAUCCAGGGAGUAAUGGACAUCAUUGCUCUGGCCAACAGCUUCACUAGGGCAAUAAACACAGAGGUGGUGCUGGUUGGCAUGGAGAUUUGGACCGAGGGGGACCUAACCGAAGUCACCGUGGAUUUGGAAGCUGCACUCAGCAAUUUCAAUAGCUGGAGACAAAAGAAGUUUCUCAAUCGUGUGAAGUAUGAUGUUGCCCACAUGAUCGUUGGGCAUCAUCCCAGAGAGAAUAUGGGACAGGCAUUUCUCGGUGGUGCCUGUUCAAGUGGUUUUGCUGCAGCUGUUGAAUCCUUCCACCAUAAAGAUGUCCUCCUGUUUGCAGCACUCAUGGUCCACGAGCUUGGGCACAACUUGGGUAUUCAGCAUGACCACUUGGCCUGCAUUUGUAAAGAUAAACACUUUUGCCUCAUGCAUCAAAAUAUCACUAAAGAAAGUUUCUUCAGCAACUGCAGCUCUGACUACUUCUACCAGUUCCUCCAUGAACACAAAGGGGCCUGCCUAUUUAACAAGCCACGGCACACAGGCCGCAAACGCAGAGCUGCCAACUGUGGAGAUGGUGUGGUGGAGGAAACGGAGGAGUGUGACUGUGGUGCUGCCUGUGGCAAUCAUCCGUGCUGUGACACAACAUGUAAACUGAAGAAAGAAGCAGAAUGUAGUCAAGAACUCUGUUGCACUAUGUGCAAAUUAAGCAAAAAGGGACAUUUGUGUCGCCCUGCUCUGGAUGAGUGUGACCUCCCAGAGUACUGCAACGGUACCUCCAAACAAUGUCCCGCAGACAGCUACCUGCAAGAUGGCACAAACUGUGAAGGAAAUUACUAUUGCGUUGGGGGUCGCUGUAGGAGUCCUGAUGAACAAUGUAAAGAACUUUUUGGGCCUGAAGCAACUUCUGCCCCACAAGAUUGUUACACUUCAUUCAAUCAGAAAGGAGACCGGUUUGGAAACUGUGGUCGUUCCAGCACAAAUGGCGGAACCUAUGUUAGGUGCAGAGAUGAUAAUAAAUUGUGUGGGAAACUUGUAUGUUCAGGUGUUAGAAUUUUACCAGAAAUCAAACUCCAACAUACAUUGAUCCAGGUCUCUAGAGAAACUGAUGAGUGCUGGAGCAUGGAUGCCUCUGGAAGUCCUGAUAACCCUAAAGAUGGAGAUGUGACAUUUGGCACUUACUGUGCCCCCCAAAAAAUCUGCACGAAUUAUUCCUGCACCGAUGACAUCAUGCUCAACUACGACUGCAAACCAGCUGAAAUGUGUAACGGGAAAGGCGUUUGCAACAAUUUAAAGCACUGCCAUUGUGAGGCUGGGUUUGCUCCCCCUGACUGCAAAAAAGAAGGAGAUGGUGGUAGUGUUGACAGUGGAACCCCUGGCAAACAAACAGAAGACAAACAAACACAAGAAGGUGACAAGAACAAACCUAAAGAAAAUGAAGAAGCCAUUGCAAGGUCAUUACUCGCACUAUUCUUACUGUUUAUUAUAGCACUGUUAAUACUAUGCAUUACAUGUGCUGUCUUCCAAGGUAAGCCAGCUGCUAAACCAGCAGAAGCUCCUCCAGUGAUCCCAGGAGAGGCUGUGCCAGAAGAGGCUGCAGCACCGGAAGGGCCAGAAGAGGAAUUAGUAGAAGAAGGAGAGGAAGAAGAAGAGGAAGAACUUGAGUAA
This is a messenger RNA of Choloepus didactylus (southern two-toed sloth), 2520 nucleotides long. RefSeq names its product disintegrin and metalloproteinase domain-containing protein 1a-like. Gene Ontology annotation, biological process: binding of sperm to zona pellucida; male gonad development; proteolysis. The record is from RefSeq and is a predicted model, not a curated record. The transcript has a single exon. NCBI's taxonomy places the organism in Eukaryota, Metazoa, Chordata, Mammalia, Pilosa, Megalonychidae. The coding region runs from base 82 to 2520 and encodes 812 amino acids. Gene Ontology annotation, cellular component: plasma membrane; external side of plasma membrane; sperm head plasma membrane. Gene Ontology annotation, molecular function: metalloendopeptidase activity.